AUGGAUUUCACAAAAAAAAGGAAAAAGGAAAUAUUAAAUGAUGUUGUUGAAAUGAAUCGCUCCUUCUUACAACAAACUUACGGAUCAAACAAACAGUACUGGCGCACAUGGCGAGAUGAACAUCCACAGUAUCGACAAUUAUUUUCUGGAACUUCUCAAGAAUUAAGGACUGAUUGUGUUAGCAAAGUAAUUUAUCAAGAAUUAAAAGCAGUUUGUGUUAUCAAAGUAACUUCUUCAGAAUUAAAGACUGGUUAUAUUGUUAAAAACCAAGAACUGAUUAUGUUUUCGGAAUAUUUUGGACAAAAUUACUCCCCGCUUAUGGAAUUACCUUUCACUUUAUAG
Loa loa (African eye worm) is the source of this 342-nucleotide messenger RNA. RefSeq lists its product as hypothetical. Bases 1 to 342 code for a protein of 113 amino acids. The transcript has 5 exons. Lineage: Eukaryota; Metazoa; Nematoda; Chromadorea; Rhabditida; Onchocercidae. The record is from RefSeq and is a predicted model, not a curated record.